CAAUAUGUCACAGGUGCACAGUUAAUUAAAACGUCCUGCUUCACCUGGGUUUUUUCAGCUAGUGUGCAUGUCAGGACUCAGCAGACAGAUGGUCGCUUUCAGAGGACUUUAUCUCAGAUUCUCCCACCUGGCAAAAGUUGGUGCAAAAAAGCAGUUCAGGAAAUAUGACAACUGGUGCACCACUGUCACUGGCAUCAUGGCAGACAAGAAGAGCCAGGCAGUGUCAGACGGAGAGUUGAACAUGUCUGCACGGGGCUGUGGAGGCAGCAGCUCCAGCUUACCAGGGACUCCGGGCGGAGAGGCCGGCCCAGCAAACAGUGUGCUGAGCUGGGCCGUCUCAUUUGAGAAGCUGCUGGAGGACCCAUUUGGAGUCCGCCAGUUUACGUCCUUCCUGAUGUCUGAGGUGAGUGCAGAGAAUAUUUUAUUCUGGCAAGCGUGUGAAAAAUUCAGGAAGAUCCCAGCCAGGUCUUUGGAUGAGCUGAAAGCAGCAGCUCGCUCCAUCUACAACACCUACCUGUCUGACAGCGCUCCGUACUCCGUCAACAUCGAUGACACAGCCAAGACGGAGGUGAAGGACCUGGAGCAGCCCACACCUCACAUGUUUAACAAGGCCCAAGCACAGAUAUUCAAACUGAUGAAGAUGGACAGCUACAGGCGCUUCGUGCGCUCCCCUCUCUACCAAAGCUGCACCUUGGGAACCGUAGGAGGUAAACUUGCUCCUCAGCUCUCUACAGAGCUGGUCCGCAUCGGAUCCUGGGAGGACGUGGCCACCAGAAGCCCCGUAAGUGACAAGAAGAAUAAGAAGUCAGACUCCAACAGCUUGCCAGGUGGCAAGACUUCCUCAGAAAAACAGGGACAGAAAAGAGGAUCCUGGGGAGAUGAAUCCAACAUCCAUGGUUCAGUCUCCCGGAAAGAGUCCCAUGUGUCGGUCAAAUCAAGCAGCAGUGUGGAGCUUGGCUCCCUCUACAGGCAGAUAGAGAAUGGCAGAUUGAGUCCCCGGUCUCCUGAGCAGGGUGGUGGAGGUGGGAGUCGGAUAGGGGUGGAGGGGGGCUACUGCUGUGUCUACCUGCCCGAUGGCAGUGCCUCGCUGGCCCCCACUCGUAAUGGCCAACUCAUCAAAGACAUGCUGGCUAGCCUGUGUGAGAAGAGAGGCUUCCCGCUGAAAGAUGUCAUAAUUUACCUUCAUGGCAAGGACAAGCAACCCUUAUCGCUUGAUCAGGACUGCUCAGUACUGAGAGAUCAGCAGGUCUCUCUGGAGCUCAGGGUGAUGUUUGCGCUGGAGAUUGCCUUCACUGGUAAGACGGUUGGGAUCAUGGUGAAGUCCAGUAAGACGCUGCAGGACGCUCUCUCUACCGUGCUGCAGAAACACAACCUCAAGCCGCAAGAGGCCGUGGUCACCAUGGUUGGAAGCGACGAGCCUGUGAACAUGACCGGCUCUGUGUUCAGACUGGCCAAUAAGACUCUACGGCUGGACAAAACCAAAGGAAGAGACCAGACCAACAGUUCAAGGGCUAGUGGUUCUGCUGCAGCCACACAGGCAGGAGCAGUGAGUGCAGGUGGGGUGGAGGCCCGAGCCAAGACUCAGUCCAAGCCCAGUAAAAACCGCGAAAUGGAGGGUUUUCUGGACAUGCUGACGAGGGCUCAGGGCUGCAGGGUUGAUGACCAGCGAGGCCUUUUGACCAAAGAGCAGCUGGAGGUCCCUAUGUUCCUGAAGCUGGCCUCAGAUCAGGGACGGGACCCGGAGCCAGACAAACCCAGUACAGACAGCUCCUCCAAUAAGGACUCCAAGGAGGCGUCAAGUUCAGUCGGAGCAGCGAAGGAAACCCCGGACUCUGCUGAAGCUAAAGACGUAAGGGAAACAGCAGUUUGAGAGACUUCUCUGUGUGUGUGGGAUGGAAAAAAGACACAAUUUGAAACUACAACAAACAUCUCACAAUGUCAUGAGACCAAUCACGUCGAAAGACAGUGAAAAAUAGUGAAGCACUUUUUAUUAUUGUUUACAAAGAAGCUCGGAGACCGCAGUGUUCUGUCAUCUCUGCUAUUGAUAAUUUGCCUCUUAAGGCAAUAUGUAAAGAAGAAAAAGGAUCAUUGUAAGCAUUAUGGUGUCAUUUUAAAACACUACAUAUGUUUAUAGGAAGAAUGUUUGCUAUGAAUUGUUUAAUGUAUCCAAAAUUGUUUUGAAAAUAAGUUUUAGCUCAACCCUGAAGCAGAUGUGUUUGCUUUAGUGUUCCCUGAUGUUUUACGCUGUACAGUUUGAAGUUCACAUUGAUUUACUUUGUCACAAUCUCACAUUGCAGUCAUGCUUUUCUUUGAACUCUAAACAAAGACAUGUUUCUGCACAGGACUGUCCAAAAGGGGGGUUUUGAAGGGUAUUGCACAAUUGUUUUUUUUCUUUAAUGGAAUUAAUAUUAUUGAAUGUCUUUUACUGAGAUGAGUUUUUAAUAUUUUAAAUUACUAAUUCUUAUUUUGUGUGCUUACUUGCUAUUUUAAAAUGUGUGCUUGUGGUACUUAAUGUAUUUUGUUUGCUGUGGUGGCACUUUGAGAAACCCUGGUCAAGUCCUGUUUUCCUGUCUCAGGGUUCAGAACAUGAAUUAGUAAUGUGAAAUUGAAGGGAAUGAAUCAGAUGAUGUGAUCAUCAAAAAAUAUCCCACAGGGUGUAUCCAAAGAAUUAAAGCAUUUUAUG
Messenger RNA from Anoplopoma fimbria (sablefish), 2683 nucleotides. RefSeq names its product regulator of G-protein signaling 14-like. The record is from RefSeq and is a predicted model, not a curated record. The transcript is spliced from 16 exons. Lineage: Eukaryota; Metazoa; Chordata; Actinopteri; Perciformes; Anoplopomatidae. Gene Ontology annotation, molecular function: GTPase activator activity. Bases 68 to 1870 code for a protein of 600 amino acids. Gene Ontology annotation, biological process: signal transduction.